AUGAAUAACAUGCCCAAUGCGCCAAUGGGCGGAACGUGGCACUCGGAACAGAACCCUGACGAGCGGCAGAAGAUCAUUCUGAUCGUGGUCCAGACACUUCGGGACUUGCAAGGAUCCAACUUCAACGAGGCCGCCGCCAGCAAGAUGGCUCAUGAUUUCGAGAAAUACGUGUUUAUGAAGGCUCCUUCUCGGGAUGACUACCUUUCGGCUAUCAAACAGAAGGUUCACCAGAUGCGGGGCAGUGUGAGGAACAACUCCCAGGGCCAGAAUGCCAGCAAUGCCCAGAUGGGACAACGGCAACAGCAGCCUCAGCAGCAGCAACAGCAACAACAGCAACAGCCUCCUCCGUUCCAGGCUCAGGCUCAAGCUCAGGCACAGGCGGCCAGAGCUCAACAGCAGCAGCAGCAACAACAGGCUCAGCAACAACAGUCCAUGGGAAUGGGUAUGAAUAAUGACGUUUCGGGCCAGGGAAUGAACUUCUUUCCUCAGAACCAAAUGCAAAUGAGGAACGGAAUGAUGCCUCAGCAACUGCCUCAGCAGAAUCAUCAACAAGUGCCUCAGGCUCAGAUCAACAGGCCAGCGUCUCAGGGAAUGCAACAACAGAACGCUCCUAGCCAGCAACAGCAGCUGAACGCUCCAGCUCAGCAAAGUGCUUACCCUCAGCAGAUUCAACAACUUAGCGCCAUGAUCAAAAACGUUCCUAUUCCUCCGGUCUACUUGAAUAAGAUUCCUGGCUUGCCUCCUAAUGUGAAUACUUGGGCUCGUAUUUAUGAUCUUGCUCAGAAGAAGGUUAUACCUCCUUCUAGUUUGCCUGCUAUCAAGGAGGUCCACAAUGCCCAUCUUCUGAUCGUCAUGCAUCAACAACAACAAAGACUCGCUCAGCGUCGUAUGAGCAACAUGAACAGUGGAACGGGCUCCGGAAACGCUGGUGCCGCUGCUCCAGCUAAUGACCAGAACACUGCUCAGGGUAACAUGAACAACAUGAAUAGCAUCAACAGCAUGAACAACAUGAACGGCAUGAAUGUUAACAGACAAUCCCAAGGUCUGAUGAACAUGCAAAACCAACGCAUGCAGCAACAGCAACAACAGCAAGCUGCUUUCAAAAAUAACAAUACCAACAAGGCUCAGGGUAACCAGAACAACAUGCAGCUUCCUAUGGGUAUGCAGCGUCCUCAACAGCAACAGCAGCAGCCCCAGCAAAACCAGCAAACUCCAAUGAUGAAGCAGCAGCAGCCUCAGCAACAGCAGGCGCCUGGUAAUCAGACCAACAUGGGUAUGGCUAACCAGAACACUGGUGGCCAACAGCAGCAGGCUGCUGGCAUGAAGGUCCCUAAUUUCCAGAUUACCCCUCAGGAUAUGAUGGAUUACCAGGCUGAGGCUCUUGCUUACUUGAGCAGGGCUCAACAAGACGGCAAGAUCCCGCCUAAUUUGGAUAACAAUGGAAAGCAAAGCUUCAUUCGUAAGUACAUCUACCAUCAAAAGAUGACUGCUUGGAAGAAUGAACAGAUUAAGGCUAGCAAGGGUAGUGGCGGGCAAAUGAAUAUGGCUCAACAGCAGCAACAGCAGCAGCCACAACGUACUCCUCAACAGCUGCUGAUGCAGAUGGGCAACAUGAAUCAGGGCGGGUUCCCUCAGCAACAGUUCCAACAGCAGCUUAAUCAGCAGAAUCAGCUGCAACAACUGCAACAGCAGCCACCAUCUUCUCACCAGGCUCAACAACAGCCUAUUGGUGGUAUGCAGCAAGGCAUGGGCCAAUCUCAGCAGUCUCCUAUGAUGGGUAAUUUGCAGCAGCCAAAUGCUACGCCAUUAAUGAACCAAGGCCCCAAUCAAGCUAUGUUUUCUCCAGUGGUGCAACAGAAAGCUCCUGGUCAGGGUCCUCAGGCUAACGCUGCCGGUUUGAAUGCACAGCAAAACCAGGCCAGACGUCCUCAAGGUGUGCCUCCAGUUACGGAUGAAAUGAAGAUGAAAUUGAAGUCUCUCUUUGACGAGGUUGCUCGUGGUGAUAGUUUCCAACUCAAGAACCAUACUAUGAGUUUGUCAGACAAGGACAAGUUGCGGGUAAAGGAGCUUAUGGUGAAGAUCAACCAGCAAUAUACUAAUGUUGAUCACGUUCUUACCUACUACUACGCUCUUACUCGUGACUUGGGUGGUACCAAGAAGUUGAUUCAGAUGAAGUUUAUGACGAAGAAUAUCAUAGACAACUUCCAGAAGGGCAUUUACCUUGCCGGUCCAGAGUUGCUUGAAAAGAUGGUACAGCAUUUCCAGAAGUACUUUGAUGCAGUUAGAAAGGAGCUUACAGCUCGCAGGCAGCAGCAGCAACAGCAGCAACCACAAGCUCAGAAGCUUGAGCUGACAUCCGCUCAGAUGUCUCCUGCUCAGCAGCGCCCUGCUAUGAAUCAGCCCUCUGCUCAAGUACCGGGCCAGCGUCCAUUAUCUGCUAUGCAGCCUAUGCAACAAGGUGAUCAGCGGUUCAUGGCUCAGAAUGUUCCUCAAAACAAUCAGCAGAACUUUGGACCACCAGGUAUGGGUCAGAUGCCUAUGACGCAGAACAUCAGUCCCCAACAGCAGCAUCAACAACCUCCACAGCAACAAGCACAGCAACAGGCUCCUCCUCCUUCGGCUCAGCAGCAUUUGGCAAACCAAAGAGGUCCUCAGCAACAACAAACGCAACAGCAGUUUGCACGUAAUGCCACCUAUGGACAGCUUUCUCAAGGUCAGCCAGAUUGGCUGAAGGCCGUCAAUGGACCACAGAGAGGUGCCAAUAUCUCGCCUAUGCCAACUGCGCAGAGCGGAACUUCUCCACAGUUGCAAACACAAACAGCUCCAAAGACUGCUGCUAAGGGAAAGAAAGCUAGCACAAGCGGAGCUGCUGGUCGGAGAAAAUCUACAAAAGCAGCUGGUACGAUGCCUACGCCUGGCAACUCUGCUCCAACUCCUGCUACUUUGGCUAAUGCAAUCAAGACGCCUAACAGUAUGCCCACUCCACAAGUCAUCCAGAGCACAAGCAAUAAGGGAACUCCUAUUGACGUCUCUCCUAAUAGUGAUAAUAAGGGUGCUAAUGUUAUGGCUAAGGAGCCGAUUGUCGGCGAUGUGUUUGGUGCUAACAAGGUGGACUCUAAAUUGGACAAGAGAAGAGAACUUUCAAAGUCUGAUCCUCAGCAGUUCUUUUUUGCAGCUUUGUCGAAUCUUCUUGAAACUGACAAGACUGAAAGUACUAACGGCACGAAAGCUGGCGUGGCCAAUGGUGAUCACACAAAGUCACCGCUCUCGCCAAACUCUGCCGAAUGGUCUUGUACUGUCAAGCCUGAAGCGAUUACGUCUGCUUUCUGUCAGGUUGACUUCAUCAAGGAUCUUACUGCUUUAGAGGUAUUAGAAGAAUGUGCCAAGCUAGUGGACAGGGACGCUAAGAAGAAGGAAGAGGAGGCUCUUAAUUCCAAGAAGAGGGAGAGAGAAGAGCCAGACGACAUUGAUUUGUUGUUUGACGAGAGUGAAACAAAGAAAGUCAAGACCGAUGACUUUGACCGGUUCAUGUAUGAACCCGUUGAAUUUGACGAAUGGAAGCAAUGGCUUACUGGUUUGCAACAAACGAAAGUUUGA
This is a messenger RNA of Candidozyma haemuli, 3597 nucleotides long. RefSeq names its product Med15p (gene MED15). The transcript is spliced from 2 exons. Gene Ontology annotation, biological process: regulation of transcription by RNA polymerase II. Gene Ontology annotation, cellular component: mediator complex. Bases 1 to 3597 code for a protein of 1198 amino acids. The record is from RefSeq and is a predicted model, not a curated record. Gene Ontology annotation, molecular function: transcription coregulator activity. Lineage: Eukaryota; Fungi; Ascomycota; Pichiomycetes; Serinales; Metschnikowiaceae.